Diabrotica virgifera virgifera (western corn rootworm) is the source of this 4081-nucleotide messenger RNA. RefSeq lists its product as uncharacterized. NCBI's taxonomy places the organism in Eukaryota, Metazoa, Arthropoda, Insecta, Coleoptera, Chrysomelidae. The record is from RefSeq and is a predicted model, not a curated record. The transcript has 2 exons. The coding region runs from base 148 to 915 and encodes 255 amino acids.
AUUUCAACCGUCGCGCGUCGUCAGCAACUUAUUGCGUCUAUACAUCUAUACCCUGUAAACUGAGUUCGAAAUUGAAGCUGUCGGACACUUAUUGGACAUUAUUCUAGAGUUGGACACUCUACCUUGAUACCAGUGUCGUAACACAAGAUGGGUGACAAAAAAGAGUGGUUGAAAGCUGAUGUGGAACAAUUAAUUUAUUUAUAUCAAUGUAAACCUGAAUUGUGGGAUAUUACAAGUGAAAUUUAUAAAGACAAAUUAAAAAAACAAAAUGCGUAUAAGGAACUGGCAGAAGAUUUUAAUACUACAGUAGAAGAGAUUCAAAGAAAAAUUCAUAAUCUAAGAACUCAAUUCAAUAAUGAAGUAAAAAAACUGAAUAAAACAAAAUCUGGCCAGAGCACUGGUGAAGUAUUUAAAUGGCCGUACUAUAAGUCACUAUUAUUUCUGCAAGGUGGUUUAAUAUGUAGGCCAGCAAAAAGAAAUUUUGCAAUGAAAACUGAAGUGAAUGAGGCAACAAAUGAAAUGAACACUUCAUCUGACAUCCAAGGUACAUCACAGCCUGAGAAAGGGAAUCGUUCUUACCUUACGUCUGUAUGGCAAGACAAUGAAAUUAAUAUCAAGAAGGCGAGACGAACUGAAAUUUCAAAAGACGAUUUACUUAUACAAAAGGGUAUACGCACAUUGAAUGAAGAGGAGGAUCAGUAUGACAUUUUUGGGAAAUACGUUGCUUCCGAAAUGAGGAGUCUCUCUUCCGAAUAUUUACGUAAGAAGAUGAAAAGGAAAUUUCAGCAGGUUAUACUGGAGAUAAAUAUGGAGGAUGAGCUACUGUCAAGUCCAUCUUCUAGCCACAGUCCGCGUUCAGUUGCUUCGGCUGGUAUUGAUAUUUUGAAUCCACAAGUAAUUCUGGACAAGAUGUAAAUUUAUGACUACCACAACCUUAACAUCUUAAACACAGACGGAAACUGAAAGUUAUAAUAUUUCGACACAAUUUUAAUUACCUUAAGAGGCAACAUCAGCGCGUGGAAAAGAAGUUCCAAGAUUGCAGCUAAAUUUGGAAUAUUUUGGCACCCAUAUUCGUAAUAUAUAGUAAAUAAUGGCGGUACAGAGCCCAAUUUGAGAAAUAUAUUAGUAUGUGGAAAUUACUAUAUAAUUAAAUAAAAUAUUUAUUCGCUGUGAGCUUCGCUGGUAUCGCCAACUAGCGGAUUACUAGUUCAACUUCGGUUGGAAGUUUAUUUAAUUCUUAACGUGUAAUACUUACAACGCAAAGAAGUGAUUAGAUUGUAAUCGAUGGUUAAUAUUAGUAAGUACAGAAUUUAUGAUUCAUUAUGAUUAUUUUUUUAAGAUUUUACUUAUCAUUUUGACAUUAUAAUGACUGCGAAUAUAUUAGUUUAUUUCUUUCCUACUUCCGAUACUUUCAUAAUUAUCUUGUAGAUGGCGCUAGAUUAAUAGAUUAAUUAGAUUAUAAAAUGUUAUAAAACCAAAUUUCAGUAUUUAAAACGUAAGUAUAUUUAAGGUAAAAAUAUAUGCCACAGCUUUGGCCAACUAAUAUUUUUUCCUAUUAAUAUUUUUAAUUUCAAUGUUUUAAAUUAUUCACUUUGACAUUUAUGUAAAAUUUCCAACCGAAGUUCACUGACUUGCCACUGGCGCUCAGGAACUUUUAAGUAUCCCCUCUACCUACGAGCUCACAGUGGAUAAAACGAGUCAGUGCGGCCAUUAAUAAGAAGAACGAAAAAAUGCAUUUUCUUCAAAUAAACUUUUUUAUCCUAUGCCUAGAUUUUGUGUUACAUUGGAAUUACUAAAAAUCGAUAAUCUAUAACAAGAAAUCGAACUUGUCUGACUUGGCAACAUUUAGCGCGCCUAUGAGUUAAAUAAUUAUUGUUAUCAUACUAUUGUGUCUUCGUUUUUGAUAGUAUAGUGUCAUUAUCACUGUCGUACUGCCGACCAACUGUUGCCGCACUGUUGAGAGUUCGAAAAACUUUCGAAAGAAACAUAUUCAUGACGCGUUGAUGUAGCCUCUUAAUUAAUAUAAACUUGUUCUAAUUCUGAAAAAUUGCUCUGCAGACUUCAGAGCACAGUGGCAACAGUGGCGGAUCCAUGGGAGGGCGAUGGAGGCGAUCGGCCCACCCUCUUAAACCAAGUUAUAUAUAAAGAUUAUAAAAACAUUCAAUUAUUCAUUUAAAAUCAAAUUUAGCCAAUCGGACCCCCUCUUGACGAUGCUGGAACCUGCUGGAUCCGCCACUGAGUGGCAAUCCUGCAGUCUUUGUUAAAUAAUUGUUAUAAUUAGUUAAGUGUACAGUUUAGGAAGAAUUUAAUUAACGUAAAAAUUAAUUCUAUCUAAUAAAGAAAGACAAAAAGAAAAUAAAAAGGAAAUAAGAAUAAGAGCAACCUAACUUAAAUCAAUUUAAAGUAAAAUAAUGGGAGCGACAAAAUCGACAAGAAGAAAUAAUAGGUGCCAAAGAAGAAACAUUAGACAUUGAUGAAGAUUAAGAAGAGGACGAUUUCAGCUGAAAGAAUCAUAAAAACUAAAGAAGAAAGUGGAAAAGAAGGAAAUAAAGUAUUUUACGACUUUAAGUGUGUAACUGCGUACUGUAAUGUCAGACAUUCGUAGUUUUAAAACGGAGAUAUUAAGGGAAUAGUGAAAUGAAAGUGAUCUUGUAAUUCUUGUAAAAACAUAUAGUCCUGUCGCCAGGGGGUACAACGGCCUCCUUAAUUCGGAUGGACUUACCUAACUUUUUUUUAUGUAUUUUGACCCGUAGAACACGAAUUUUUUUAGUAACAGUUGAUCCAGAUGUCGAUAAGAUUGUUAUAAACAAAGAACUUGGGGAAUUACAUAACAGCUAUUUUUCGCAAAACAAAACAUUUUUUUGUAUUUUUUGGGUGAUUCUCAGCAAAAAAUGGUCUUACAAGUUUUUUCGUAGGAUGCAUAGUUUUCGAGAUAAACGCGGUUGAACUUUCAAAAAAUCGAAAAAGUGCAAUUUUUGAACCCGAAUAACUUUUUGAUUAAAAAAUAAAAUAGCAAUUCUGAUUACUGCAUUUGAAAGUUUAAGGCAAAUUCUAUAGGUUUUGAUUAUUUGCAUUGCUAAAAAUGAAGUUUUUAUUUGUUAAACAAAGCCAUAAACACAUAGUGUUUCCUGUGCCCAAUGCAUGCGUUUUAAUGUACGUAAUCUACUUAGAAAUUGUCUGUAUGCGCGCCUACUCGUUGGAUUUCAAAUGAGAAAUGCAUUGAAAACAUCAUUCAAUCACUAUGUGUUUAUAGCUUUGUUUAGCAAUAAAAAAAAUUAAUUUUUAGCAAUGAGAGUAAUCAAAACCGAUAGAAUUUGACUUGAACUUUCAAAUGCGGUAGCAGAUUUGCUACUUUAUUUUUCAAUCAAACGUUAUUCGGGUUCAAAAAUUGAAAUUUUUCGAUUUUUUGAAAAAUCAACCGCGUUUAUCUUAAAAACUAUGCAUCCUACAAAAAACUUGUAAAAACAUUUUUUGUUUAGAAUGACCCAAAAAAUAAAAAAAAAUGUUUUGUUUUGGGAAAAUCGCUGUUAUGUGAUUCCUCAAGUUCUUUGUUUAUAACAAUCUUAUCGACAUCCGGAUCGACUGUUACCCAAAAAAUUCGUGUUCUACGGGUCAAAAUACAUAAAAAAACUUGGGUAAGUCCAUCUGAAUUAAGGAGGCCGUUGUACCCCCACUGGCGACAGGACUAAUAAGUAAUCUACAGUUAUAUAGUUUGGAUUUGAUAAAAGUAAGAUAAUAAUGUUUAUAAAUUUUAAAUUAAAAUAAAUCUUUGGAUUAAGGAAGACUAUUAGGUAUAAGGAAGACUAUAACGCUUUUAUUAUUUUUUUUAAAUAAACUCAUUCAGUAACCAAAAUUUUUAUUUUUUAUAUUUAAGACAAUAACAUCUAGAUAAAAUAUAAUCAAUAUUUUGUAUAACAGUAAUUACAGACUCAUUCCUGUAUUUAUAAAAUUUGAAUGUUAUAUUAACAUGUUACAACAGUUGAUUACAAAUAUAUUUUUCGUGGUCCUCUAGUUUAUGUUUAAGUACAUUAAUAAAUAAAUAAGUUAUAUUUUUAUAGGUACCUAAUACUACGAAUAAUUU